This is a messenger RNA of Diatraea saccharalis (sugarcane borer), 612 nucleotides long. Lineage: Eukaryota; Metazoa; Arthropoda; Insecta; Lepidoptera; Crambidae. The record is from the annotation of a GenBank genome assembly.
AUGGUAGAGUUUAUGGAAAAAAACGGAGAUUUGUCUAAACCAUCUGGUGGUCCUAGGGGUCGACAUUUUAUUCAAUUAAAAUGGAAGGAAUUAACACAGAAAUUGAACAGUGAAGGGACGGGUGAUUUUCACUCGGAGGAGAAGUGGCGCAAGACUGAAGUUCAUACACCUGACAUUCCUACCGAAAACGAGUAUGAAACAAUAUUAGAGGAAACCACAGAAGAACAUUGGAACACUCCAGGCACUAGCAGCCAACCUACUGUACAUCCAAUAACAGCCACAAAUGAUAUUGGACUUCCGACCAUUGAUGACGCAGACGAAUGGCAACCACCCGCUCCCAAAAGAAAUAAAAAAGAUAGCUUAGCAAAAUUAUUUAUAGAAUCUGAUAGGAAUGCAAGACAGUAUGCUAGAGAGCGUGAUUUGGCGUACGAGAAAUUAGAGAAAGAAAGAAUAGAGUUGCAUGAUUAUGAGAUCGUGAAAGGAUAUCCUAUGCAAUCACUGGAGAUAGAGGACAAUGACAUCAAUUUCUCUAUAAAUGAAAAUAAUUCAGUUUCUAACAUAAGGAUGCUGGAGCUAGCAAAUAUAAGAAGAGACGAUAUUUUGACACAAUAA